This is a messenger RNA of Babesia microti strain RI, 537 nucleotides long. RefSeq lists its product as uncharacterized. Lineage: Eukaryota; Apicomplexa; Aconoidasida; Piroplasmida; Babesiidae. The transcript has 7 exons. The record is from RefSeq and is a predicted model, not a curated record. The coding region runs from base 1 to 537 and encodes 178 amino acids.
AUGAACUUAUUUUGGUGCGGGUGCCUACCAGAAAACGAUGAGUCUACACAAAUAUGUCCAAACAAAAAGCUUAUUAUGCCAUCUGGACAGGAUGUAAAUGACAAAGACCUUGACAAAGAAGGAUUUAAAGCGUUGAUGCUCUCAUUUGCAUCUAGGGCCAAAAAGAAUGCCCCGUGUUUCAUUUUAAAUACUCAAGCUGUGAACGUAAUACCGGCUACUUACACUGUAGAUAAAAAUUUUCAGACUUUUAUAAUCAAAGCUUCCGGGUCUAGUGCCAUUGAAAUUCCUAUAACUAAAAUCGAAACUGUAAUGGGCUAUGAAGAACUAUUUAAACAUGAAGACACUAAUCACUGGCUUGAUGAUCCACUGAUAAAAUCAUUGUCAAAUGAUGAACUGAAUCGCUUUGUUUUGGUAGAACACUGGGAUGAAGACGGGAUUAAACUUAAACGACUAUGUUUGCUAGAGGGAAAGGACAUAACCACAAGUGACAUGUUUAUCACAUGUAUCAGGAUCCUCAAGUUGUAUAGAAGCACAUAG